AUGGGUCAGCUAACGACGGUGUUCUCGGCCGUCUUCCUGGCCAUAGGAGGUUUCCUCUUCGGCUAUGACUCCGGCAUCAUCACCUCCACGAUCGCUCUCCCCACAUUCGAGGACUACUUCAGCCACCCGUCCGAUACCGUGGCUGGCGGCAUCGUGUCGGCCUUCCAAGGCGGUGCCAUCCUCGGCACCAUCAUCAACAUGUUGUUUGCCAACAAGAUGGGUCGUCGGCACACCAUCUUCGUCGGGUCCGUCGUCUCGUGUCUCGGGUCGGCUCUGCAAGCCGGCGCAGUCAACAUGGCCAUGCUGAUCAUCGGGCGCUUCAUCGGCGGUGUGGCCGUCGGAAUGAUCACCUCGACGAUUCCGAUGUACGCCUCGGAGUUGUCCGAAGCCAAAUACCGCGGCACGCUGUCGGGUCUGCUGCAAUGGAUGUUGAGCUUGGGAUUCCUCGUUGCCCAAUGGCUGGGUUACGGAUGCUCCUUUUCCAACACCCAGUUCUCCUGGCGCUUCCCCCUCGCUUUCCAGGCCGUUCCCGGUAUCAUCCUUGUCGCCGGUGUGUACUUCCUCCAAGAAUCCCCUCGAUGGCUCAUGGAAAGAGACCGUCACGAAGAUGCCCGUCGUUCCCUCGGCAAACUACGAAGCGGCCUGGGCGAAGAAAUCAUCGACCUUGAAUUCCGCGAAAUCCGCGACGUCAUCCUCGCCGACCGCGCCCUUGGGGACAUAACCUGGAAGUCCAUCGUCACGAAGCCAUCAUGGCGCAAACGUCUUAUUCUGGGCUGUGGCGUCCAGGCCCUGGGGCCUCUAAGCGGCAUCAACGUCAUCAACUACUACGGUCCCCGAAUCUACGAGAUCCUGGGCAUCAACACCCAAACAUCGCUCAUGAUCAUCGGGAUCAGUGGGGCCUUGUCCAUCGUGUACUGCACUAUUGGGCUGUGGCUCUUGGACCGCAUCGGUCGUGUCAAGCCCCUGAUCGUCUCUGCAGCCGGCAUGAGCGCGGCCCUGUUGGUCAACGCUGUCCAGGCCCAGUACCUGAAUGAAAACAACGCCAACCAGUUGCGGAGCAUGGUGGCCAUGAACUUCGUCUUCAGCUUGUUCUACACCCCUCUCGGCAUCAUCAGCUGGGUGUAUCCCGCCGAGAUUUUCCCUGUCGAAGUCAGAGCGCUUGGGAACGCAAUCACCACCUUCACUAACUGGACCGUCAACCUCAUCUUCGCCCAGAUCUCCCCAGAGGCAUUGACUGCCAUUGGGUUCCGGUACUUUUACGUCUUCUUCGUCUUCAACCUGGUCGGGAUGCUGUGCUACAUAUUCUUCUACCCGGAGACCAAGGGACGGACUCUCGAGCAGAUGGAUGAGCUUUUCGGUGACCAGUUGGUACCCCACGCUAUGCAGGACUCAGUCGGCGCUGCGGCGGCUGUGUCGAAGGAUGAGAAGAUGGUGGAGCAACUGGACCAUGUCUAG
Messenger RNA from Colletotrichum higginsianum IMI 349063, 1455 nucleotides. RefSeq names its product Hexose carrier protein. The record is from RefSeq and is a predicted model, not a curated record. The transcript is spliced from 2 exons. Lineage: Eukaryota; Fungi; Ascomycota; Sordariomycetes; Glomerellales; Glomerellaceae. Gene Ontology annotation, biological process: transmembrane transport; carbohydrate transport. Gene Ontology annotation, molecular function: carbohydrate:proton symporter activity. Gene Ontology annotation, cellular component: membrane. Bases 1 to 1455 code for a protein of 484 amino acids.